Sordaria macrospora k-hell is the source of this 600-nucleotide messenger RNA. RefSeq lists its product as uncharacterized. The record is from RefSeq and is a predicted model, not a curated record. Lineage: Eukaryota; Fungi; Ascomycota; Sordariomycetes; Sordariales; Sordariaceae.
AUGGUCUCCAAACCAGAUUUUUCCUCACCUUCAACCCCAAAACCAAUACCAACAACAACAGAACUUCACAAGCACAGCUGCCCUUCGGCAAACCAGUGCCCAAGCAGAGGACGAGUCAGCAUCAGAACAACCACCACCACAACUAUUGAACAAACACCACGAUCAACCUACUAUAAACCACAGACAUCACACACCAUGUCUUCACCAGAGGGCUCACCGGCGGGCCGGGUUGGCCAGUCCUACAUGCUUGUUCCUAACCUCCACGUUCCAGACCAAACGGUCGACGAGGUAGAGCUUGCAAGCAGCAAUGCAUGGAUGGUAGUCACCGUUAUCGAAGACGACGAUCUCAUGUUUGGCGGCAAGCCUUUGAGCGCAUGGUACGAGGAGGAUCGCAGACGACUGAGCAGUAACGAGGAGGAAGAGGAAAUUCGAGGCCGACAGCGCGACCGUGUCAGGAUGGAUGCCCAUCAUCAUCAACAUCAGCAUCAUCACCAUCAUCAACCGCAGCAUCAUCAUCACAACCAGCACCAUACCGCCCAUCAUACACAUGUCGCUCAUGGCCAUCAUACCACCAAGAAGACUAGCGACAUCAAGCAUUAA